CCAAAUCUCAUUUGCAUCUGUCCCAAUCAGCACAAACCCCGACGACUGGGGAGCUCUUGGACAAAUGAGGAGUGAACAGCAAGGUCUAAUGAAAAGCAGGAGGAGCGUGGCUGGCUGCAUUGUUGUUAGCCUCAUUUCACUUCCCUUUUUCUCCAGACAAAGCAAGACAAUCAAAGAAGCGUGGAGUUUGACCCUUUGACCUAGCUGACUGCCAAUCUCGAAUCACCCCGAGCUUAAAAAAGGAUUCGGGGAAUUCUGCCAUUGGGCGAACAAAAUGGAGCCCAAAAUAUGACAAGUUGGAAGCUGAUAUGCUUUCUCUUCUCUUUUGACUUAAUGUUUUUCUUUCCACUUGGACUUGAAAGAGUUGAGGUGAAAACCUCGAGUUGUUCUCCCGUCGUGACUCGUCAGAGGGCGCCGCAGCCUUCACGCCCAUGGAGCGCGUGCACGCGAUCGUAUUUAAAGGCUCCGGUCAGCCGCUCUUGUUCAAUUUCCUCAUCCAGGAUUUCGGAUUUGCUUGGAUUCCAACCUAGGCGGUCAGCGUUGGCAACUUGUCAUUUUUUGCCGUGGUGCGAUUGCGUUUGCUUGGUGUCGGGCCCACGGCCCAUUUGUAUCUCGUUUGUAUGAGCGGCGCCUCAUUAGCAUAAGCGUCGAAUUGUUUCAUUUUCGCCCCUGUGCAGUGUUCUCUUCCUGGUGUCAUGGCGGUCCUGCGAAAGCUUGGCAGCGCGUGCGCUCACCUGCGGCACCCGUGCCGCCGACCUAGACCCGACAGCGAUGGUGGGCGGCGUCCCGCUGCGGUGCCCGGCCCACUGUGCGCAACGCAGACUCUCUGUCUUCGGCACCACCGUGUACGCCGCCGUCUCAUCCAUUUGCGGCGCCGCGCUGCACAGCAGCGCUGUGGGACACACUGGUGGCGAGGUUCUGCUCAGCCGUCUGCCGGGACAGCAGCACUAUGUGGGCACCCUGGCCAAUGGUGUCCAGUCGCAGGCCCUGUCGCGCUGGAGCGCCUCCUUUACCCUCCAAGGGCUCCAGGACCAAAGACCGCCGGAGCUGAUCCGGGACUCGGGCACCAAUUCCAGGCCAGCCAAGAAAGCCGCCAAGAAGAUGUCUGUGAAAAAAGUUGGAAAUAAAGACUGUCAGAUGGACAUUGGGCUGGUGAUUGACAGCAGCUCCAACUUGGGGCAGCGGCGCUUCAACCUCCAAAAGAACUUUGUCGCCAAGCUGGUGGUCAUGUUGAAAGUUGGAGUCGACGGACCUCAUGUGGGCCUCGUCCAGGCCAGUGACCUUCCUAGGACAGAAUUUCUGCUCAGCAACUACACACAACCCAAAGAGCUUCACUUUGCCAUCAAGAGGCUUGCACACCUGGGAGGGAACACCAACACAGCCGCGUGUUUGUGUGGCACUCCCGCAGACAAGGCCAUCACGCACACGGCAGAGAUGCUGUUCACGGAGCGGAGCGGCGCCAGACGCGGUCGCCCUCGCGUCAUGCUUGUGCUGAUCGACGGCUGGCCGUCAGACGAGCUGCAGCCGGCAGCGACGGCAGCCCGCUGGGCGGGCAUCAAUGUCUUCCUGGCCACAGUCACCCAGCCCACGGCCGACGAGCUUCCCACCGUGCCUGAUCGCGACUUUGCCAAGAAGGCGGUGUGCAAAGACAACGGCUUCUUCAGCUACCAGAUGUCCAGCUGGUUUGGUACCACCAAACACGUCAAACCUCUGGCCCAGAGACUCUGUUCGCCGGACGGCCUUCUGUGCAGUAUGGGAUUUGAUGGUCGUACGUGUUAUAAUUCGGUCAACGUGGGCUUCUUGAUUGACGGCUCCUCCAGCGUGGGUGAUGCCAACUUCCGCACGCUCCUGGACUUUUUGGCGGCCAUCGCCAGCAAGUUUGACAUCUCCGAUACGGGUGCUCGCGUGGGCGCCGUUCAGUUCACGUAUGACCAGCGUCUGGAGUUUGGCCUUAGAGAGCAUGACAGCAAAGAUGGCGUCUUGGGUGCCCUGAAGGCCAUCCCCUACAUGAGCGGCGGCACGGCCACCGGGCGCGCCAUUACCUUUGCCGCGCAAAACCUCUUCAGGGCAACAGCAGUCGGACGUAACUUCCUGAUUGUGGUGACUGACGGCCAAUCGUAUGACAGCGUGGACGGGCCCGCGCUGGCGGCGCAGAAUCAAGGCAUCAGCAUGUUUUCAGUGGGCGUGGCCUGGGCGCCGAUGGAUGACCUGCGCGUGAUGGCAUCGGAACCCAAAGACGAGCACGUCUUUUUCAGCCAACACUUCAAUGGCCUAGAGGAGCUAGUCGACAAUGUCGUCCGUGUAAUUUGUCACGACUUUGACGUCAACAAUUGAAACAUAUACGGACGCUAUAACGUCAUCGUCAAGUCACCACGCGUAGUUAAGUGAACUCUCCUGAUUGCCAUGUAGAACCUUUCUUAGGCGCUUAUUCAUAUUCUUAACUGCAACAAAGUGUACACGUAAGUGCUUCCAGUCAAAUGCUCUCCCUGGUUCCAAUGAUUUUCGGUUUGUAGAGUGACAUUUUCGAAACCAUCAUGAGCCUUCUUUGCAUUGAAAUCGGUCGUGGGCGGAUCUUGAGGCUACUAACACCAGAAGUUGAGUCUAAUUUCUUUCGUGUAGUCUUUUAAAGGCAUUGAGCUUUGUACUAUUUAUUCCAUCCAUUUUCUAUACUGCUAUUCCCCACGAGUGUCGCAGCCUAUCCCAGGCAGGAGGCGGGAGACACCCUGAACCGGUUCCCAGCCAAUGGCAGGGCACAGAGACGAACAACCAUCCGCACUUGCACUCACACCUAGGGGCAAUUUGGACUGCUCAAUUGGGCUUACCAAGUAUGUUUUGGGGAUGUGGGAGGAAACCGCAGGGCCCAGAGAAAACACGCGCGGGCACGGGGAGAACAUGCAAACACCACACAGGGAGGGCCGGAGGUGGAAUAGAACCCGCAGCCUCCUAACUGUGGGGUGGACGUGCUGACCAAUUUUUGUAACAACAAAUUUAUUAGAAGCUGUUUUCAAGAAAACUGGUUCUUUAAAAUGUGGUUAUUUUGAAAGACUUUAAAGCCCACGUAUCACGGUAAUAAAUUCUACUGUUUUGCGUUGGACUCA
Syngnathus typhle (broad-nosed pipefish) is the source of this 3098-nucleotide messenger RNA. It is a transcript of the gene coch, whose product is annotated as coagulation factor C homolog, cochlin (Limulus polyphemus). NCBI's taxonomy places the organism in Eukaryota, Metazoa, Chordata, Actinopteri, Syngnathiformes, Syngnathidae. The transcript has 13 exons. The record is from RefSeq and is a predicted model, not a curated record. The coding region runs from base 772 to 2334 and encodes 520 amino acids.